Messenger RNA from Nicotiana tabacum (common tobacco), 1907 nucleotides. RefSeq names its product F-box protein SKIP1. The record is from RefSeq and is a predicted model, not a curated record. Gene Ontology annotation, molecular function: protein binding. NCBI's taxonomy places the organism in Eukaryota, Viridiplantae, Streptophyta, Magnoliopsida, Solanales, Solanaceae.
AAGUGAUUUGUAAGCUAAGCUUAGCCAAAGAUUCUCAUUUUUCACCAUCUCACCUCCAAUUGACAAAUCAAACGGCAACCGCAUCAGCCAAGAGAUACCAGAGUGAAGACGAUGCAGCAGCAAAGGCAAAGGCCAUGGGAUAAUCUACCAAGCUCAGCUCUUGUCAAUAUAUUCUCCAAAUCCUCCCUCAAAGAUCGUCUCUGCAAUCUCCCCUUUGUCUGUAAAUCAUGGGCUAACUCCUCUCGCCAUCCUCACUGUUGGGCCUCCUUCAUCCCCGACUCUUACUACUCAUUUCCUCCGCCGCCGCUAUCUUCCUCUGUUGUUGCUGUCGAUGCCUUUGUUAAAUCUUCCUUCCCUUAUGACGCAGCUUUUUUGGACCCUUUUGAUGGUAGACGCAACAGCGAUCCUCAAUGUGGAGUUCUUGUCCUUCAAUCUCUCAUCGCUAAAGCUGGUGGUGGAGCCGCCGUGACCUCUGUCUAUUUCCUCCCUUUUCUCACUUCUCUUGAUGGCCCUCCCAAUGAUGACGCCCUUCUUUCCCUCAUCGCUCGAUCAUGUCCCAAUUUGAAGCAUCUAUCAUUUCAUGGAUCCUUCAAUGCCUCUGAAGAAGUCUUAUUGGAAGUUGUACGUAGCUGUCCCUGUCUGGAACUUGUCGACUUCUCUGAUUCGCCAUACAUGAUCCCCUUGAUUUUAGAAAAGAUGGGGAUCCACUGUCCUAGUAUCAGAGGCAUUAGACAAAAUGGAAAUCUGCAACCUUUUUGCUCAUUCAGCCUCGUGAAAUGCUUCCCAAGUUUGAAGCUUUUAAACCUUUCUGAUUCAAGCAUUGGUGACAAAGAUCUGCUGACCCUUGUUACUGGUGAUUCAAGACUUGAGUAUUUGGAUAUCAUGCGCUGUCAAAGGUUGAUACGCUACAUGUACCUAAUUAAGGGAGCUCAUAAUCGAAUUGCUGAAAUUCGCUAUGAUUGAGUCACUGGUCAUUUUGAUGGUUCUCCAAUUCUGCUGAUACGGAGCUCAUUUUGCUCAGAUAAGUUCUAUUGCUAUCAUUCUGCAUGACAGCAUGAUUUUUGUUUUUUGUACACUUUCUGCCAACUGCUAAAUUUUCUAGCCUAUCUAUAUUUGGGAAAAGGUCUGUGUUCGAGAUUGUAUUGUAAGAAGCUUAUGUUUUACUUUUUAUAAGCCUAAAUAAAGAACAGCGUUUAAGUUCAAACAGAAAAGACAACUAGUUGCAGUUCUUAAAACAUCCUACUACAGAGAGAUUUCUACUGUAGCAACAAAAUGUUUAAAUAUUCUAAAAUUGCACCUAAUGAUAGAUUCUAGCAACCUGGAAAUAGAAAGUGUGAGUUUGCUGCUUUCUUAAAUAUUUGCAUGGUCUAGUGUUAUAUUUGAUUUCCUAAAAGAGCCAAUAAGAGAGGUGGGUCCAUUUCAGGAGAUUCGUGCUGAUACCUUACUUCUGGUAUUCUAUGCCAGUUUCUGUAACCAGACUUGAAGGCAUAAAGAGAUUUACAUUCUUUGCACUGGUCAAUCUGCUCAUCAGCAAACAAGUUGGUGUUCAUGUAUAUGGUCGUACUGUUUACAGAUAGAUUAUUGACUUGCACUUCACGCAUUUUGCACAAGCAAUCAUGUAUCAUGGAUGUGAGGAACUAGAUGAACUCUUGGGAUGAAGCCAGUGGAGAGUUGAACAUGCUGCCUUAAGAUAUAUAUCCCUUUAUUUUAAGUUUUUAUGUCAACUCUAAGUCUCAAGCUUCCGACACUGAAACCUGCUGAAGCUUGAGGUUGAAAUAAGUUUUGCAGAGGUAAGAGUACAAAUUUGCAAUGAGUUUCUGAUUUGGACAAAACUGAUGGAAUCUUUGUUGAUCAGUUACUUCAAUCUUUUCUUAGAGGGAUCCUUUUGUGUGUUUUGGCUUAUUUUA